Molecule: messenger RNA, 1005 nt
Organism: Caenorhabditis angaria
Lineage: Eukaryota; Metazoa; Nematoda; Chromadorea; Rhabditida; Rhabditidae
Source: the annotation of a GenBank genome assembly
AUGGCUGCUCGUCAAGUGUUUCGCUUCGUUGCGAAAACCGCCACUUUGUCAGCACAGCGACGGACUUUUUCUGCUUGUAAUUUCAAAUCAAUCAAAAUGAUGGUCCCAUCGGUCAAUGUUAUCCAAACCAGAGGUAGCAAGGUUGAAGUUUUCGGACCUUUCGAUCCACCAAAGCGAUUGACAUUCAAAGAGGUAAUUAUUGAUUUUUUUUUUUGAAAGUAAAGAUGCGCGUUCCAUAGAAAUGUGUUUCUUGCAACUCUUUAUCAAAGAUUUUGACAAAAUUUAUCAAACAAAGCUGUGCUGGAUCAAUAGAAUAACGGGCGGUUUGAACUGAACCAAUAAAACAAUGCUUUUUUACUCUUCGAGAGUGAAUUUUCCACCUUUUCGGAGCUAAUUAGCCUUAGUUCUUGCUUGUGAGAGUACUAGAAACGAAAACUCUUUGAAAAUAAGUUAGCGAUUUAGAUAAAUAUGUUUUUUUCGUGAUAUGCGACCAAAAAUUUGAAUCUUCCUGAAGUUUGGUCUAUAAAAAGUUGAACAUACUUCAGUUCAUUUGAAAAAUAUCGAUCGAUAAUCUGGACUGAGAGCGUUUCACUUGAAAUUAUCUAAAAAUGAAUUUCUGUAAAUUUUUCUGGGCUUGUUUCACGUUCAAAAAUUGAAUAAUCGUUGAAGUAGUUCACAUUUUUCUCAUUUUUGAUAUUUAUUUCAGGUUGAAGAUAGAGUGUUGAAAGCUGUCCGAUCAUGGGAUCGUUUCCCAGCCGACAAAGAAGGAUUGUUGAAACUUGACGCUGAUUUGAGCAAAGAUUUCGGUUUCGAUUCAUUGGAUCAAGUCGAAAUUGUUAUGGCCCUCGAAGACGAAUUCGGUUUCGAAAUUCCAUUGCAAGAUUCGGAUAAAUUCAAAGUAAGCAACAAUUUUGAAGUAGUUACGAUAAUUCUAAUCUUGUUAUAUUUCAGACCAUUCGCGACGCAUUCAAAUACAUUUGCGAACGCGAAGAUGUCUACGAGUAG